Molecule: messenger RNA, 288 nt
Organism: Spodoptera littoralis (African cotton leafworm)
Lineage: Eukaryota; Metazoa; Arthropoda; Insecta; Lepidoptera; Noctuidae
Source: the annotation of a GenBank genome assembly
AUGGGUGGACACGGACAUGAAGCUCCAUACAAAGUGCCCAGCUACCAGGAGUUCACCAUCAAGGGUAUCCCUCAACUAGAAGAACUUGAGAAAGCACUAGAAAAAAAAGGCCUCCGUGAUCCAUGGAUCAGGAAUGAAGCGUGGCGCUACCACCCCGGGUUCGGCACGAAGUGGGCUCGCGCGCGCGCCGUGUUCUUCCGCGGCGCGCCGCUCGGGCUGGGGCUGGCCCUGCUCACUGUCGCCGCCACCAAGGCGCUCGGCGGCAAGGACGACCACCACCACCACUGA